ACAGCCUCAGGAGUCAGGCUUUCCCCGGACGGUGCACCGCGCAUCAUUCAAAGAGAGAAUCUCGACGGGGAUAAACGAGUCAAUCGGGUUUCGCGGCGAGCCAAGGAGAAUGGAUAGCCAAGCUCAUACUGUUACAAGCGCUCCCACCGCCGGCGACUCCGUCGGGAUCCAUCAGAGGUCUCCACUGCGAGCAGACUGGCCUACCGUUGACGGCCCGCUGGGGCUCUCGGAGCAAGAUUCAAUUGGAUACGCCCGCAGGUUCUUCAGAUUCGGGUUCGUGCUACUCCCAUGGCUUUGGGCCGUCAACUGCUUCUACUUCUGGCCAGUUCUUCGCCGCCCUACUUCUCAUUUCCACCCCGAUCUUCGUCGCUAUGUGGUUGGAUCAGCUAUUGGAUUUGCAGUAUUCAGCGUUAUUCUUUGUUCAUGGGCUAUUACCUUUGCUGUAGGAGGAGAGAAUCUAUUUGGGAAUUCUUGGAAUGAGCUGGUAAUGUACAAUAUUGCCGACAAAUAUGGAUUGACUGGCUGGAUGUAGUAGAUAAUGUACUUGCUUCUUAACUAUGUGAGUGGAACUUUCGUCACUCUCCUGCAAGAUCUAGACUGAUUUCUCAGUUCUUAUCUUACUCUAAUUUCUCAGUUGCUUUGUAAAUUGCAAUCGUUUUUGUACCAUGAGAGAUCGUCACAUCUUCUAUAUACAUUUUCUUGUUCCUACCCAUUUUAGGCUAUGAGAUCGUUUACUUCGUAGCUUAUUAAGUUCUGCUUUAGUAGGCUUG
Molecule: messenger RNA, 770 nt
Organism: Cuscuta campestris
Lineage: Eukaryota; Viridiplantae; Streptophyta; Magnoliopsida; Solanales; Convolvulaceae
Source: the annotation of a GenBank genome assembly